AUGGAGAAAACAGUACUCAUUGAGGACUUUGGUGAUUAUGAAACAAAGGUUGCCUCAAUGGUGAGUGCAGAUAAAUAUCUAUGGAUUGGAGGUCAGGAUGGCCGAUUAUACAUGUUCACGAUUGAUGAGCAUGUGGGCCCGACUGGAACGAAAUAUUCAGUCUCUCUCUUUAAAAAGAAGUUUGUUUCUGCAAAGAAAGCAAUUACAAAUCUUCAGAUAGAUCCUCCGCACAAAAAACUCUUUGCCCUUGUUGAUAAUACUGUUUGUGUUUAUGAUAUGACCACACUGCUUCAUUUAGAGACAUUGGAAGCUACCAAAGGAACACAUUGCUAUGCCAUCAACAAAAAUUACUCGCAUGAACUGGUCGCUGUGAUUAAAAGGAAAUUGAUCGUCUAUGAUUACAGAGAGCAAAUGGAGUUGGUUAGAGAAAUUAAGGUGCCCGGCAAUGAUAAUGUUAUCGGUAUUGAGUGGAUGAAGAAGACUAUAUGUUUAGGCUUCAAGAAUAGACACAUCAUGAUGAAUUACCAAACUGGAGAGAUCGAUGAAGAUUUACAAAAGUUGCAAUUAACAAAUAUCAUUUCAGAUGAAUACAGCAUGUAUGGAUGUUUUGUCAAAAUUAUUGGAACAACUUCUGGAAUACAGUGGAAAGAAACACCAACGGUGGUCAGCAUUUGUUUUCCGUUUUUACUUGGCAUUUCUAAAGGAAGUAUAGAAGUAUAUAACAUGUAUGAAAAAAAGUUUGAUGAGACAAUUGCGAAUGAUAAGGCUACCAUCUCCUCUGAUCAUAUGCAAAAAGUAUUUAUUUCUAAUAAGAAAACAGUAUCACUGUUGACACCAAAACCAAUUGACCAGCACAUUACAGAUCUCAUCGAUAAGAUGCGACUAUUAGAAGCUUUUGGGUUGUUUGAAAAAACUUUCCAGGGCACAAAAAAAGAAAAAGAGAGGGAAACUGUUUAUACCAACUUUUUACCUCAAAAAGCAAGAGGUGACUUGAAAGAUAAGAUUAAAAACGCUAUGGAGCAAGAGGGAGAGGAAACUACUCCCUUAAAAAUUGAUGUUAGGAUAAAGAACGCUAAAAAAGCAUUGCAAGAAUUCUUGGAAAAAUGCAGAAAAAUGAGAGUUGAUGAGUUCGGUCUCGACCAAUUGGCAGCCAUUGACUAUGCCCUUGCUCACUUGUAUCUAAAUGAAUUUAAAAAGUAUGGCCAGUUGAAGACAUUACUUCGAUCAGAAAAUCAUUUAAAACUCGAAAGUGGAGAGAUUUUGUUCAAAGAUAAUGCAAGAUAUCUUGCAUUCUUGUACUAUUCCAAGAAUGAACACCGAAAAGCUUUACAAAUUUUGAAAGAACUUGGACAAGGUAUUCGUAAGGAAACAACCACAGUAACCAAUGGUGUUGAGGAGUCCAUUGAACUGCUUUCAGAAAUCGAUGAUGAAGAUCUGGUGAUGGAAUAUUCAACUUGGGUUUUUGAAGCUGACGAAACUUCAGCAAUACAGGUACGUACAUUUGCAAGCAACCAAAUUUUGUAUAUAUUAAUCCAUCCUAAGAUUUUCACCUCCAGAAUGCGAAAGAAAAAAAUUAAUCCUCAUCGUGUCUUGUCGUUUUUGGCACAAUAUCCAAAAGAUUUAGAAAGAAGUUAUCUUGAAUAUGUCAUUGUCGUUGAAAGGAAUUGCGAAGAAAAAUUCCAUACUUCUCUCAUUUUGAAUUAUAUUGAUGCGAUCAUUGUUUUAAAGCCAGCCAAGUAUUUGCCUUUUGGUGUGAGGUUGGAGGCAGGAAAAGAAACAGGACUCUUAGGACAAAUUAGGGCUAGACUAAUUCACAUGCUAGAACACACUAAUUUAUUUAACAAGUACAGAGUACUAAGCAAACUACAAAAAACAAAUCUCUAUGAGGAGACACUUAUACUGUACAGAAAGCUUCAAAACCAUCAGGCUGCCCUCAAAUUGCUUGUACAUAAAAUUCAGGAUCUUGAAUGGGCAGAAAGAUAUUGCGUUGAUUGUUAUAUGCAAAUUCUCGAUGAAAUGCGCCACAAAGAAGAAGAAGAACUGAAAGAAGUCAUUAGGCGGAGACAUUUACAAUCAGCAGGUAUCGCUGAGAGUAUCAACGAUGAUCACAAGGACGACAAGAAAAAUAUGCUCAAAAAAGACUCCAGUUGUUUGGAAAUUUACAAUCCUCUAUUAUUGACCUUACUGAAUAUAUGCUGGUAUCCUGACAGUGGUUUUCCCAAGAAUGAAAGUUUUGCCAUUCAUAUCCUCACCACUCACGCAAAGAGUAUUGAUCCAAUGAAAGCGUUAGAGAUUUUACCUGUUGAUCUGCUAGUGAGCAAAGUGGCAGAUUUCCUUCGCCAAGCAAUGCAAUCGUCUAUCGACGUUGCAAGAAAUGUCCAGGUCAUCUACAAUAUGAGCAAAAUCAGGCACGUACAGACCAAGGUUGAUUUAGCAAAAGGCAAUGCUAGAAGAGUCAUAAUUGGAGAGGAACAAGGCAACAAGUGUGCAAGCUGUGGGAAAAGUAUAGAUGCUUGUUCUGUGUUUGUUGUUUUACCUGAUUUAUCCUAUGUCCACUUUAAAUGCAUCAACAAGCGUUCCAUCAACAUACAUCCUGUCACAGGGCGAAAUUUCAAGAAUUUUCCUGUCAACUUUGAUGACAUUUCUGAGGCUACAAUUUUAAAUCCUCCUUACCAAUAUUGA
Naegleria fowleri is the source of this 2682-nucleotide messenger RNA. RefSeq lists its product as uncharacterized. Gene Ontology annotation, cellular component: membrane; cytoplasm. The coding region runs from base 1 to 2682 and encodes 893 amino acids. Gene Ontology annotation, biological process: intracellular protein transport; autophagy; vesicle-mediated transport. The transcript is spliced from 7 exons. NCBI's taxonomy places the organism in Eukaryota, Heterolobosea, Eutetramitea, Acrasida, Naegleriidae. The record is from RefSeq and is a predicted model, not a curated record. Gene Ontology annotation, molecular function: protein binding.